This is a messenger RNA of Tetrahymena thermophila SB210, 1047 nucleotides long. RefSeq names its product glycerol-3-phosphate dehydrogenase [NAD(P)+] protein. Gene Ontology annotation, molecular function: glycerol-3-phosphate dehydrogenase [NAD(P)+] activity; NAD binding. The transcript is spliced from 2 exons. Gene Ontology annotation, biological process: glycerol-3-phosphate catabolic process; carbohydrate metabolic process. The record is from RefSeq and is a predicted model, not a curated record. Gene Ontology annotation, cellular component: glycerol-3-phosphate dehydrogenase (FAD) complex; cytosol. Lineage: Eukaryota; Ciliophora; Oligohymenophorea; Hymenostomatida; Tetrahymenidae.
AUGAAAAGAUUCACUAAAGUAGCUAUCUUAGGUAAUGGUGCUUUCGGUACUGCUCUUGCCCAUGCAGCAUCUUUUAAUCCCUACAACAAGGUUAUGAUGUAUGCUAGAGAUCCUGAAGUUGCUCAACACAUCAAUGAUAAAAAACGUAAUCCUAAAUUCUUCUCAGAUAUUGAGUUAAAUGGAAAUAUCACUGCUUCAUCUAGCUUUAAAGAGGUUGUUCAAGAUGCUGCCUUUAUCUUAUCUUGUAUUCCUACUUAAUAAACAAUGGUUGUCUUAAGAGAAAAUAGGGAACACAUUAACUUAGAAACACCUUUUGUUUCAUGCUCAAAGGGUAUGCUUGUUGAAUCUGAAAAAUUCAUUUCUGAAGCAGUCAAUGAAAUGUUUGAGGGAAAGCUUAAGUAUUGUGUUCUUUCAGGACCUAGUUUUGCUAAGGAAAUCCUCUAAAAUAUGCCUACAUUAGUCGUAGUAGCUUCCAAUGACAUUAAGAAUGCCUAAGUUGUUUAAGAAAGUCUUUCUCAUGGUGCCUUUAAAGUCUAUACAAAUGAUGAUGUUAUUGGUGUUGAAAUAGCAGGUGCUCUUAAAAACGUAUUUGCUAUUGGUGCUGGUUUUAUUGAAGGUAGUGAUUUUGGUAUUAAUACUACCACUGCUUUCAUUGUCAGAGGUACAGCUGAAAUCCAAAAGUUUGCAAAAACUUAUGGAGCUAGAGAUGAAACUUUCUACGGCCUUGCUGGUAUUGGUGAUUUGAUGUUAACAAGUUUUGGUAGCUUAUCUAGAAAUAGAACUUGUGGUUAUAGACUUGGUAAGGGUGAAUCAUUGGAAGAUAUUGUUAAAAGUAGCACUGGUGUUGUUGAAGGUAUUCCUACUUUAGAUGUUGUUUAUAAAUAUGCUAAAAAGAAUAACUUAGAUAUGCCCAUUACAUUUACUAUCUAUGAUUUAUUACAUGGUUAAAUUUCUUUAUAAUCUGCUGUCAAGAGAUUAAUGACAGUUAACUUAGGUACUGAAUUCCCAUAAAAUUAUGCAAAACAAGAAUGGAAAUAACAUUUUUGA